UGGUCGAAAUCCGAAUUAGUCAUAAUGUCAUUUAGAGCAUGGACACAAGCAUUUGGAUAUUUAAUGAAACUGUCACGUUCAUUGCAGUCCCAGCAAUGGAAAUUGACUAAUCUUCCACGUUUCAGUUAUUCUUUUUUAGGUUCAACUUUUAUUCGACAGCAUGUGAAAAAUGUCUCCGAAAGGAUGGUUCCAUCAAGGCAAAGCACUGUCAGAUUUCUUGGCACUGUGACAGUGACCAGAGCCUUUUUGGGUUUGUUUGGCUCCAAAGAAAAGGAUCCCGUCAAAGAGCAGAUCAGACUAGGACACAUUGCCGUAGCAAGGGGAGACUACCAGGAGGCAGAUAAUGCUUAUCAUCUGGCACUUCACGCAGCGCAACAACAAUUCACAGAGAGAAAGAUUGACAAACGACAACUGACAUUAAUCAGAAUAUAUGUGUUUGAUGCGUUAGGAAAUAUUGCUCUGAAGAAUGGAGAUCUAGAGAAAGCUGAGAAGCUUUAUAAAGAGACACUAAAGGUAGCGAUAAACAAUGAUUUUUUCAAACAAACUGACAAUGGGGUAGUAGAGAUAAGUAUGCGGUUAGCUGCUGUUUAUGCCAUGAUGGGAAAAGAUGAAGAAACUCACUCAGGUUACCAGUUCUGUAUCAAAACUCAGGAAGAUAAAAUCAAAGCAAACCCAGAGGAAAGUCCUAGUACAUAUGGCCUGCUAGGGAUGUGCUUGGAAAGCUAUGCUAAAUAUCUACUGAAAUCACAAAAGUACGAUAAAGCUCUAGAAUAUCUUCAGCGAUCAGAAGAAAUUGUUGUUUCGUAUCUAGGAAAUGAUCAUCCACAGAGGAUUGUGGCCUUGAAUGACAUUGCAUCACUGUACAUUAUGAAGAAUGACUUAGCAAAAGCGGAGGAGAUAUUGAAAAAAGCUCUAGCCAUUGGGCAUGCGAAUAAGGAUAGCACUCUGCCUGUUUUGUAUUGCAACUUAGGAGCUUUAUAUUUAAGACAGUCUAAAAUAGAUAAAGCUCUAGAGAACUGUAAAAUGGGUGAAAAACUUGGAGAAGAGAUGCAUAAUCCUGAAGCAGUUAGAAAGGCCAAGUACUGCAUUGGCAAAUGUACACCAAAAUGAAUUUGUUGAUAAAUUAAUUUCUUAUUCCAUGAGUUUGUCUAUAAAUAAAUAUGGUAUAAAGUU
Messenger RNA from Saccostrea cuccullata (small rock oyster), 1173 nucleotides. RefSeq names its product tetratricopeptide repeat protein 19, mitochondrial-like. The record is from RefSeq and is a predicted model, not a curated record. Gene Ontology annotation, biological process: mitochondrial respiratory chain complex III assembly. Gene Ontology annotation, cellular component: mitochondrial inner membrane. NCBI's taxonomy places the organism in Eukaryota, Metazoa, Mollusca, Bivalvia, Ostreida, Ostreidae. The transcript has 2 exons. Gene Ontology annotation, molecular function: protein binding. The coding region runs from base 25 to 1110 and encodes 361 amino acids.